Mya arenaria is the source of this 2320-nucleotide messenger RNA. RefSeq names its product gonadotropin-releasing hormone receptor-like. NCBI's taxonomy places the organism in Eukaryota, Metazoa, Mollusca, Bivalvia, Myida, Myidae. Gene Ontology annotation, biological process: G protein-coupled receptor signaling pathway. The record is from RefSeq and is a predicted model, not a curated record. The transcript is spliced from 4 exons. Gene Ontology annotation, molecular function: G protein-coupled receptor activity; peptide binding. The coding region runs from base 378 to 1646 and encodes 422 amino acids. Gene Ontology annotation, cellular component: membrane.
GACAACAGUAGCUGUGGCAGAUAUUUGAUUAAUCUAGUAUUGGGAUGUGUUUGCGAGCUAUUGCUUACAUUUAGUGUGAAAGAAAAGUGCUGAACAUAGGUUUUGAUUAUGACAAUAUUCAGAAACAAAAAGAGGAGUCACAUAAAUACAGGAAAUAAUAAAUAAUAAUAAAACAAUGCUGAAAAAAUACUUAAUUUCAUUACUGCGUAACUGAAGAAAGUUAUGUUUAAAUAUUUGAAAACGUGCCAAUAAAUAAUUUAAUAAGCACUUGUUCAGCAGUUAAAAGGGUAUUAACAGCGAAAAUGGAUGUUUUAAAAUGUUUUCUCUGAUUAUUUUAUCUUAUUCAUAGACAUUCCCGGCAGAUAUUUAUUUCAAAAAUGACUUUCAAUGGAACUACGUCUGAAGUAGCAGGUGAAAACGUAAGCAUGGAAAACGCAACUGAUAUACCUCUUCCUGUUUUUGAUGAAAUGAACCUUGUCAAAUUACUUGUUAAUGGAACUUUGUUUAUUUUGUCGCUGUUUGGAAACAUAUCAACGAUUGCUCAAAUGUACAGAAUGCGGCGGCGAAAAUCUACGAUAAACACUUUAAUUAUAAAUCUAGCAACGGCGGACUUAUUGGUGGCGUUUUUCUGUAUGGGAGUCGAGGCAGUUUGGGCCGCAACGGUACAAUGGUAUGCUGGAGACUUUAUGUGCAAGGCAAUCAAGUUCGCACAAGUUUUCUCCUUCAAUUUGUCCACAUACAUAACAGUUGUGAUCAGUUUAGACCGAUGUUUUGUGAUAAUGGAUCCAAUUAGUCGUCACAAGGCGCCAAAGAGGGUCCGCAUAAUGAUAGCAGCUUCUUGGUGCUUUUGUGCUAUCCUAAGUAUACCUCAGAUAUUCAUAUUCCAAACAGCGAAGGGUCCAUUUCGCGAACACUUUGUCCAAUGUAUAGAUAUGGGGUAUCACGACGUUGCAUGGGGUAAACGAGUUUACAGCAUCGUGUCAUUACUUCUUAGUUUCAUCGUGCCGCUGCUCAUCAUGGGGAUCGCGUAUGGAUUAAUAUCAGGCACAAUUACCAGGAAAUCAAAGGAUUUUAGAGAACCUGAAGAGAGUUCCAUAUCAUCCGAGUAUGGUCAGGGCCGCGGUCAGGUUCGCACUCAUCUGUUCCGGAAGGCCAAACGGAAAGCACUGCGCAUGUCUAUAGUCAUAGUAGCAGCCUUCAUUAUCUGUUGGACGCCAUAUUAUGUCGUGUUCAUGUACUUCACAUUCCUCGAUUUGAGUGCAAUGCCUAGGAAAACCAUGUUGCCACUGUUAUUUAUCGGCCAUUCCAAUGCGCUUAUCAAUCCAAUGAUAUACGGAGCCUUCCAACUUUGUAAGGUGCAUAAACCAAGGUUUUGGAGAAGAAACGAAUGGCAGAGUUACUCCAUGCGCAUGAAGCGAACCGUUCCACACGUACUAGACCCCAACGGCUACGUAGUUGUGAAGCACAAAAACCUUGUCGUUUUAUGUCACAACGAAGCCGCUCUCAGCCCUGGUAUGAACGACAUGAAGGACAAGUCAAAACAGCCGUGUGUCAUAGUGUUAUAUAAAGUCAACAACAGCCAAGACAACGUUAACAUCCUUAAGUCAACGUCGAGUGAAAUAAAUAGUUCCUAUCGGGAGCAUUAGGCGAUAAUUGUCUUUGAACGAGCCGUGGUUGUAUGUCACAGAGAGUCGUUCUCAUUUAGAACGAUAGAUAAACAAAACAAUUUAAAUUCGUUGAGUAGAUUAAACCAGGUUGAAGGCGUCAGACAGUUGAAUCUUUAUAUAGCAAUGGAUGAUAUGAUUAAAUAGUAAGUUAACGAAUAAUAUAUAUAAUAUCUUAAUUCAACUCGAGAAACUGUUUGAUGAGCCAUUACCUUUUCUAUUAUUCCAUUGACAUAAUAGUAAAAAGGCAUUACCAUCAAAAUAAUCUGCAAGUAUACAAGAACGGGUUAUGUACUGCUAACAUCAAGUUCAUCUUACUUAAACGCCAAUAAGACAAACAUAGAAAAAUGAUUAACGAGGACAAUUCAAUCAUAUUAUUUGAUGAUAAAGUAUUCGAGAAUACUUUAAAUCUGUUAAGGAAUUCAAAUAAUGCAUAUAAACAAUUAUUUUCAAGUGAACUAAAAAAGCGUCUAUAUUGUCCGUUCAACGGUGUCAAUGACAGAUAACAGAUUAAUAUAUUUCGGCCAUUUGACCUUUUCUUUUUCCGUCGUCUUCAUGAUUUAGUCACAUUUCGUUAAACCAUAGGAUAUAUUCCACCAAGGAACCAUAUCACUCGUAUAAUUAUGUAUAUACAGGUUUGACGAUUGUUGAACAAA